Molecule: messenger RNA, 7130 nt
Organism: Eublepharis macularius
Lineage: Eukaryota; Metazoa; Chordata; Lepidosauria; Squamata; Eublepharidae
Product: rootletin-like
Exons: 35
Coding region: 300-6098 (1932 amino acids)
Source: RefSeq, a predicted model, not a curated record
CUUCCUCCUCGGCCAGGCCGGGUGAAACAGUUUGGCUUGCCUCGUCUCCACGGCAACUGUGGCCACUCAGCGUCCCGUCGCCUCAGCAACCCCCGCCGGGCCUCUUCUACUCCCGAAGGCAGCCGAGAAGGAUCUGGAGCUGUGCAGCGAGAAGCUCCAGGCCCAGGGUCUCUUUUCCUCGGGCGGCUGGUCCUUGGGCUUCAGACACAAGCGUGCAAUCGGGCGGCUGGUGAAUGCGCUGACGAGAGAGGCCCGGCCAGCUCUGGGUCUCUCCCGGUUCUUUCCCCGGCUUUGGAGCGAUGAGCGAGGGGAGUGAGGAGAAGCCGAGUCUGAGGCUGGAGGCCGCAAUCCAGAAACUGGAGGAUACAGUGCUGCAUCCCAGAGCUAGCCGGAACGACAAAGCAUUGACUGUGCGAGGUGAAGGAGAAAGAGCAGCACCCACAACUGUCCCAGCCAGGAUUCGACAGAUCGUCACACAGAGCUUGUCUGAACCAUCAUCCCAAGGUUUGUUGGAAACAAUCUUUCCAGUGAACAUGCAAGAAGAAAACCGCCUACUGCAGAAGGAGCUCUCGCGUCUUGAAGAUCUGCUGGCACAAACCCGUGCUGAGAAAGAUGAACUAGCUAGCAAAUACCAGGCUGUUAAUGACAGGCUGGAACAAGCGCUCCAAGGAGAGGAGGAAGGAUUCCUGCACGUGAGGCAGCAGUUCAAAGAGGAUGAGAAAAUGUUCAAACACAAGCUGCAGGCCUACCAGGAUGGGCAGCAACGCCAGGCUCAGCUAGUGCAGAAGAUGCAGAGCAAGAUGCUGCAAUACAAGAAAAGAUGUGGGGAGCUGGAGCAGCAACUACUGGAGAAAACCUCUGAGUUCGAGCAUCAGAAACAGAUGCUCCAAACACGUUUAGACUCAACAGAGUUACGUUUACGUCAUUGUGAGCAUGACCACAAUACAGAUUUGGAGAGCACCCUUAUUCGCCUGGAGGAAGAGCAGCAGAGGAGUACCAGCCUUUCCCAGGUGAAUACUCUUCUUCGGGAACAGCUGGAUCAGAUGAAGUCUUCAAAUCAGAGACUAGCAGGAGAACUCGAGAAGGCAGCUGUCGAUUUGCAAUUGCAAAUGCUGAGGAGUGAAACAGAACAGAAAGAAUCCCAGUUGCACAAGGGCAGGGAGAGUUAUGGUUCAUAUUUAAGCAACGAACACAGUGGGAUCCUCCUGCUAUGGCGACAAGCUGCAACACUUCGCGGCAACUUUACAGAGCUUCGUGCAACAAUGGAGAGAGGUCUUGCUGAAACAGGAACUGACAUGGCAAGAGUGGCCCGCCGCCUCCAGACAGCCUGUCACAAUCUGGAUUCUAACUUGCGUCUCUCUGAGAGCAGCUCUGCUUGUUUGCUGGAGAAGCAACUUCGGGACAAAGUACGGGAGAUGAUGCAGCUGCAGAAUCUCUGGGAUGGAGAAAAGGCUGGCCUAACCUCCAGGAUUACAGAGUUAACUGCAAUAGAAGAUAACCUUAAAGAACAGAACACAAAGAAAGAGAAGACCAUCUCUGCCCUAAAAAUGGACAUUCAGAAAUUGGAGGCCAGUAAGAUUGAAGAUCUAGAGGAGGUGAAGGACCUCAAGGAGGAAGUUGACUUUUUGCAACGUACUUUGAGCAGCAUCACACAGUUGGCUCUGGCUGAAUCUCAGAGCACAGGACUCAUCUCCUUGGAAAGUGCAAAAGCUGCAUCAGAGGAAGAGACUGUAUGGCGUACCUCCCCUCUGCGCUCCAUCUCCCCCCAUCGUCGGUGGACAUCCCCAUCCCGGAUGCGUUCAUCCUGUCCAAAUGUAGCAUUGCAGUCUGUGCAGGCUGCUAUCCAAAAAUCACAGCAACAUGAACAGUUGCAUGUGCAGCUGGAGUCCUGCCGGGAUGCGCUGGGAUCUGUCAAGAAGCAGCUUUCUGACUGCCAGCAGGAAACACAGGCAGCAAAACAGCAGCUGCAGGAGCAGAGGAAGGAGUGUGAAGAGCUGAGUGGGACCUUGGAGGAUUGCAGACAGGAACUGCAACGCUGGAAAGUCUCGGUGGAAAAUCUAGGAAGAGAGAAGCAGGCCUUGGAGUUGGCAGUGGAAAGCCUGACUCAGCAGCUUGACUCCUCCCACCUGGAGGUGGAGAGGCUGAAGAUUACAAAUGGAGAUCUGCAGAGACAGUGGAAACUCCUGCAGGAGCAGAAGGAGGAUGUGAUUAAAGAAAGAGAGAGAACAAGGAAGGAACUGGAGCGGGGGCAGAGGUCUCUGGAACAGCUUGAAGAAAAGAUGUCAGCCCUGAAGAAAGAGCUGGUGACCCUCAAGGAGUCUUUGAACCAGGCUGUGUUGGAGAAGGAUGUGCUAGAGGGUGCUAAGGAAGGCUUGAGUGGAGCACUUUCCAAAGUGGAAGCCACCAAUGCUGAGCUUCAGCUCUCCAUACACAAGAUGAAAUCAGAGAAUGCCGAACUGAGAGACUCGCUGGCCAAGAUGGGAGCUCUAAAUGAAGGGUUGGCUCAGGACAAAGUUGACCUCAACCGCAUAAUCCUACGGCUAGAAGAGGAGAAGAGCAGGUUGCUGAGCAAGAAGCGAGAACUAGAACAAGAGCAAGGUGGUUGGCGGGACCAGCUGGUCCACUUGGAGCAAGAGCUGAUGUGCACAAGAGCAGAGAAGCAAGGGCUGGAGCAUAGUUGCCAUGUCUCAGAAGGAAAACAGAAGAGGUUGGAUGAAGAGAUGGCCUUGCUGCGCAGGGAGAGGAUCCAGCUGCAAGACCAAAUAAUGCAGCUGAACAGCCAAAGGAAAACUCUAGGUGAGCAACUGGCACACAGGCAUCAAGAAAUGGAGGUACAAGCAGACUCCUUGCUCUGCGCCCUACAGGAAAAAGAAAAGUUGGCUAAAGAGAAGGCACAACUGGCUGUGGAGCUCACUGCACUGGAGAGACACAGGAAAUCGCUAACAGAUGAGAGAGACACUCUUAGAGUGGAGAAGGAAUCCCUGGAAACCAGCCUUUUUGAGGCACAAGAGCUGGUAGCUCAGCUGGAGGCCCGCAAGGAACAACUAGAAGGAGAAAAACAAGGCAUUGAACUUACCAAGCAGGCUCUCCAAGUGGAAUUGGGGAAAGCUCAGCAUGAGCUUGAGCUCCAGGAAACCACACUGAAAAGAGAGAGUGAGAUGUUGAAACAGCAGCUAGCCCAGGUGGAACAGGAGUGCCAGCUGGCCAUAAAGAACCAGAGGCUGUCUUUUGAGAAGGACCUUGGAUGCCUCAGAAAAGAGAAGGAGACGCUGCGUCAAGCACUGACUGAGGAAAAGGAUGAGAUUGUCCACCAUCUUCAGCAGGAGAAGGAAGAAUUAGUUUCCAAAAAUGAAACUGAGAAGAGAGAGCUCAUGGAGGAAAUCCUUACUUUGCAGCAGGACCGGGAAGAAAGCCUCCUCCUGUUAGAGAAUGAAAAACAAAAGGCUUUGUCCCAGAAGGAAGUAGAGAAGAAUCUCCUUUCAGAGAAGCUGAGUGAUGCUCAGCGGGAACUCACAGCUGCCAGAGCCGAAAUUGACAGGGUGACGCUGGAAGCUCUGAAUAGGCAUGAGCUGGAUAAAAAUACAAUUGCGAGCAUCACUGAUGAGCUACGGACCUUCCAGGCACAGUUUGAAGAUGCAGUGGCUGCCCACCAGAAAGAGCUCAGGUGUUUGAAUGAUCACGUAAAAGAGCUGGCAAAAGAAAAGGAGCUCAUGGGGAGGGAGGCAGAACAGUUAAGGGCACAGCUGCGGUUGGCAGAUGAUACCCAUGCAGCAAUUCGUAAGGAAGUGGCUGAACUUCACUUCAAGUUGCAGGAGACUGAAGAGGUCCGUGAUCAUGAACAUAAGGAGUUGCUGGAAAUCCAGAGGGUUCUGGCCGAUGAGAGCAGGGAAAAAGAAUCGCUACAAAAGUCCAACUCUGAACUCAGAGCAGCCAUCAAGAAAGCAGAGAAUGAGAGGCUGAGUUUGCAGAGAUCCAAGAAUGAGAAGGAGCAAAAGGUUGCCAUCCUCGAGGAAGCAAAAGCAGCAAUUGAAGGAGAAGUGGGAGAGCUCCGAGCAAAUCUUCGGGAAGUGGAGAAAUCUCAUAUGGAAGCCCGAAGGGAACUUCAGGAACUGCGCAGACAGGUGAAGACCCUAGAGAGUGAGAACAACAAACAGGCCCAAGACGUCACUGAGCUGCAGCAUCGAUUGCUGCAAGAAGAGCAGCAAGAACAGCAGAGCCGCAAAGAGGCCCUGGAACUGAAGCAGAAGAUGAGCGCUCUGGAGCUUGGUCGUGAAGCUGCUCACAGGGAGCUGCUGAGUUUGCAGAAAAAGGUGUCUUCCACAGAGAUGGCGGCUCAGCUCCGAGAGCAGGACCUCACAAAUAGCCUGGCAGAGAGCCAUAGCAGAGAGAAGAAGCUGAAGGAUGAUCUCCGUAGCCUGGAGAUGAAGCUGCAGGAAGCCCACAGGACAAGUGACAGCCUCCAGAUGCGUCUCAGCACCUGUGAGGGACGCUCCCAUGGCUUAGAUGUAGAGCUGGCCAAAGCUGAGGCAGCAAAGAGGGAGGCUGAGCUGAAGCUGGUGGCCCUGCACUCAACUCUGCGCCGCACACUCGGGCUGGGCAGUCAGAGCCCAUCACCGCAAAGAUCCAGCUCCCCAGUCAAAGGAACUAGUGGCCGACAAACACCAGCCUCCCGCACUGGAUCGCCUGAGAGGAGCCGCUCACGUUCUCCAUUUCAGCAGUCGUCUCCUCUCAGAGGUGAACGUACCACAAGUGAAAUUGACCCGGAAGUAGUCCGAGAUGCUUUGAAGGGCUUCCUUCAAGAGCUGCGAGACACUCAGAGAGAGAGGGAUGACCUAAGGGUUCAGGUGAUGAAUAUGAGCCGUCAGAUAAAUGAAAUGGAGACUGACCGUGACCAGACAAAAAAUCGCAUCAUGCAGCUUCAGAAAUUCUUAGCAGACUGUGAAGAAGGCAAACGGGGAACAGAUGGACGUCUGAGUAGUGCUCAGGCAGCGUUGAUGCUACAAGAGGAGACAAUUCGGGCAGCAGAAAGGGAACAGCAAGCAUGUGCAGAGCAAGUUGUCACCCUAGAGCGUAACUUGCACAUUUGUCAGGAAAAAAACAGGGAUCUACAGGAAAAAGUCAGUAAGUUGAAAGCCAAGGAGGCCAAGCUCGAGACAGAAAAACGGAAGUUAAAGGAAGUCCUGGAGGGAGCAGAAAGCAGGGCCACCAAACUGGAGCUGAGCCGCAGGGCUGUGGAAGGAGAGCUACAGCGGGCCCACCUCAGCCUGACAGAACGGGAUGCAGAGAUUCGGUCCCUGCAGGAACAGAACCAGGUGUUUCGCUGCCAACUCGGAGACAGGGAGAGCAAAUCUGCUCGUCUGCAGCAGGAACUGGACCAUUUGACUCACUCCCUGGCCAGGACGGAGGGCACUGAAAGCCACCUAAAGGGCAGGGUCCAGAGCUUAUCCCAAGCGCUGUCUGAUGCUACAGCUGGCUCCUCUUCCCUGCAGGAGACCGUCUCUCAGCUGCAGAAGGCGCUGACUGCAGCUGAGCAAGACCGUCGGCUGCUCCAGGACCACUCGGAUUCCAUGAGACAGGCGCUGUCAGAUAGCAAGAGACAGAACCAUAACUUAACAGAAACAAUACAUUUGCUGCAAGAUCAACUGGGUGAGGUGGAACUGAGGUGCAGAAACCUGGAAGGGCAGGUAGAACACCUCCAGGAGGUUGAACAUGAGAAGUUCAGAAAGGAAGAUGAAACCUUUAGGUUGAGUCAGAUGAGGGAGCAACUGGAUCGGUCCCUGGGCAGCCUACAACAGGAACUGGAGGACACCCUGAGGCAGAAUGAGCACUUGCAGGCCCAGAUUGCAGAGCUGGAACGAACUCAUGCCCAGCGACUAAUGGAGCUUACAUCCAGGCAUCAACUGGACAUGGAGCUGGAGACAGAGAGGCUGCGCAGUGCUCAACUCCAAGCUGAACGUAUGCUCGAGUCCCGAGAGAGAAACCACCGGCAGAAGAUGAAAGGCCUGGAGGAGCAGGUGAACACUUUGAAAGAUCAGCUGGACCAAGAAGUAAGGAGAAGACAAGCUUACAUGACCCAGAUGCUUCAUACAGUCCAAUGAUUCAAAACUUUGCCAUUGUGCUCUGACCCUCCAUGACUAAUCUCAGAACUAGCCUUCAGAAAGAUUUUUGAAGCUGAGGCACUGUGACUGGACACAUCCAUCUCCUUCAUUAGGGCACUCAGAUGAAUAAUAGAGAAACACACCCUGUACACUUGGAAGGAGUGAUCGAGACAAAAAAAAUUGGCAGCAUACAGCCAAGAGGAAACCCUGCUGUGGGGGCAGCUGUUCUUCCUAAGAUGCUUGAAACCCAGGGCACUGAUGCUUAACUAAUUAAUUUAGGGCAUUUAACAAGAAGGGGAUUCUCUGUUGUUUGGGUUUCUGUCUAGUGUAUCCCUGCAUGAUCUCUAUGGGGCUAUGAAUGCAAGUUCUACAAAUUAAAACAAUCUGUGGAUCAGACCAGAGCACCUAUUAUUGAAAUAAUACUUUCCAUCACUCAUCAGGUCUGUUCAUUUCUCUGUUGGGGUUUGGAGAGCUGCUGUCAAGUAGCCUCUGAUGCAUCAAUACAACAUAUAUAUAUAGUACCCUAAUCUAGUGGACACAUAUUGUGGCUAUCUGAUUGUAGCCACACAGCUCAAGUGUCUCACAAAUCACAAGGAACAAGCUGUUCUGUAAACAGGAGAUGGCAGGUAUUUCCACUGGCAUCAAAAUUGCACUAUGCGCUAUAAAGAGAAUCCGGGAAGUACACUGUGACCACACCCCCAGGGGUGAUCAAAUCCUUUGCUGUGUCUAUGAACCUCAAGCCAUUUUCAUGGUGGCAGGUGGCUGAGCUUAACUCAAAGCCAAGUCAUCUUAUGACUUGCUGGCCCCAAGACAUGUCAGAGUGUUAACAUUCAACAUUCCACCCACUCCGCCGGCUGACAGGCUCCAAGGAAAUCCCUUUAGGAAUCAAACUUUGGUUUCCUUGGAGACAACAGGGAACCAUCUUGAAGUUGCUGUGAACAUCACCUGUUAGUAUUGUUCCACAUUUUUUCCCCAUGAAUGUUUGUUUUUCCUGAAGUGAACUGCAAAUUAUUGAAAUAAAGAACAUUUCUC